UUACAGAAAAGUGCAUUAUCUGUCGUCAACAAUGUGAUGAAACGUAAAAUGUUUCUUCGAUUUUUUUGGUGUUUGUGAUGUGCAAGUGCAGUUUUAUGGAACUAAAUAAAUUCUAGGAUUAUGGAUGAGUCCAUCGAGACGCUCAGGGUCGUUCCUGAGCUCUACUUUCUGAUAGCGAAAUUUCUCUCCGGUGGACCUCUGAAGGAAACUGCAAAGACCUUGCUAAAAGAGCUCGAGAGCGUCGAGGUACUGCCCCGCAGGCUCGACUGGCAAGGCAACGAGCACGCCCAAUCGUAUGAGGAACUUGCAUCUCAAUACACGGACGUGUCAUGGAGCCGCCUAGCGUCCGUGUGCGAGCGAGCGCUCUCUCUCGCUCGCUCCGUGUCCGCGCUCCCCUCGCGCCCCGCCCCCUCCGCCGGGACCGGUGCCGGUGCCGGCGCCGGGAGCCCGACCGCGCCGACGUCGCCCCAAGCGGACUUGAGCGAGAAACUCACGGCGCGCCUCUCGCUGCUCAGUGAGACGCUGGUGCGGCCGAAACCGAAGUAUGCCUCGCAUAAGCAGGACCAUUCGCUUGUCCGCCGAGUGGUGGCGCGCGAGUUGGGCGUGGGCGCGGCAGCCAGGGCGGGCGGCGCCGGCGGGCGCGCCAUGUUCCCUGCGCGACUACUGGGCGGGCUGCAGCUACAACGCCGCACGCUCGGCCACCUGUCCGCCGUCUACUGCCUCGUGUUCGACUGCACCGGCCGCUACGUGGUCACGGGCGCGGACGACCUGCUGGUGAAGGUGUGGGACGCGCGCGACGGGCGGCUGCUGAGCACGCUGCGAGGCGCUGGCGCAGAGAUCACGGACGUGUGCGCGUCGGCGGACGGCGCCUUGCUGGCCGCCGGCUCCGUGGAGCGCCUGGUGCGCGUGUGGGAGCUGGCCAGCGGCGCGCCCACGGCCGUGCUGCACGCGCACGCCGGCACGAUCACGGCGGUGCACUGGGCGCCGCUGGCGCACGACGUGCGCUGGCUGGCCUCCACCUCCACCGACGGCUCCGUUGCCUUCUGGACGUGCGCCGACGGACAGUUCCUCUCGCAGCCAGUGCAAUUCGUGGAGCGUCUCCGCCCAGGCGCCUGCCACAUGAUCUGCGCGGCGUGGUCGGCGGGCGGCGCCUUCCUGGCCGCCGGCAGCGCCGACCACCACGUGCGGCUGUACGCCGUGCGCCGCGAGCCCGGCGGCCCGCGCCGGGUGCUGGAGACGGCGGUGCAUAAUGACGCGGUGGACAGCAUAGCCUGGGCGCACAGGGGGCUGCGGUUCGUCUCGGGGAGCAAAGAUGGUACGGCUGCGUUGUGGACACUGCACGCUACUCAGUGGCGCCACGCGUUGCUGCUGCCUCAAUCCACUGCUGCCGACGGCAAGCGGCUCAAGGUGACGAUGGUUUGUUGGGACUGCAGCGAUGAGUACGUCAUCACGGCCGUUUCAGACAACACGAUACGAGUGUGGUGCGCGCGCUCAUUCACUCAAAUCAACUGCCUGUCGGGACACCGCGACGAGGCGUACGUGCUCGAAGCGCACCCGUUCCUGCCCGCCGUGCUGCUGUCUGCCGGCCACGACGGCCAGCUGUUCGUGUGGCACGCGGCGAGCGGCGAGGUGAUCGCGCAGUUUCACAACCACAUCGAGGGGCAGGGCGACGGCGCCAUCUUCGACGCCAAGUGGGGCGGCGGCGCCAGCCUGGCCGCCUCCGACUCGCACGGCCACCUGCUGCUGCUGGGCCUGGGCCGCGGACACCGCCUGCUCGCCCAGCUGCCCGCCGAGCUGUUCUUCCACACGGACUACCGCCCGCUAGCCCGCGACGCGCUGGGCGGCGCGCUGGACGAGCAGACGCAGACGCCGCCGCACCUCAUGCCGCCGCCCUUCCUCGUGGACGUGGAGGGGGCCCCGCACGCGCCGCGCCACCAGCGCCUCGUGCCCGGCCGCGAGCUGCUGCCCGCCAGCCAGCUGGUCCCCGCCGCGCCCGCGCACCGCGCGCUCGACCGCAUGAUACAGGCGUUGGCGGCGGAACAAGACGGCGAGGAGGCGGCGGCGGCGCCGAGCGGCGUGUGGCGCGGCGAAGGAGUUCGGCACACGCUCGGCUCGUGGCAGCAAGAUGAGACGCCGCUGGCGCCAAGACGACGCGCGCUCCGCCCGCCCAAUCCUGCCAUGGCGGCCCGGGUGGCCCAGGCGCACGCAGAAUUGUACGAGCUGGAGCAGGCGUGGUUCCGGCGCGAGAUGCGGCGCCGCCCGCUCAUGAUCAGCACCGCGCCGCACGCCCCGCGCCGCCGCACCGGCCGGCCCCACGCGCGCCCGACGCCCCGCCCUACGCCCCGCCCACGCCCCGCCCCGCUGGUAAGCCCCGCUCGUGAUCAGCACCGCGCCGCACGCCCCGCGCCGCCGCACCGGCCGGCCCCACGCGCGCCCGACGCCCCGCCCUACGCCCCGCCCACGCCCCGCCCCGCUGGUAAGCCCCGCUCGUGGUCAGCACCGCGCCGCCGCACCGGCCGGCCCCACGCGCGCCCGACGCCCCGCCCUACGCCCCGCCCACGCCCCGCCCCGCUGGUAAGCCCCGCUCAUGAUCAGCACCGCGCCGCACGCCCCGCGCCGCCGCACCGGCCGGCCCCACGCGCGCCCGACGCCCCGCCCUACGCCCCGCCCACGCCCCGCCCCGCUGGUAAGCCCCGCUCGUGGUCAGCACCGCGCCGCCGCACCGGCCGGCCCCACGCGCGCCCCACGCCCCGCCCUACGCCCCGCCCACGCCCCGCCCCGCUGGUAAGCCCCGCUCGUGGUCAGCACCGCGCCGCCGCACCGGCCGGCCCCACGCGCGCCCGACGCCCCGCCCUACGCCCCGCCCACGCCCCGCCCCGCUGCACCGCGCCGCCGCACCGGCCGGCCCCACGCGCGCCCCACGCCCCGCCCUACGCCCCGCCCACGCCCCGCCCCGCUGGUAAGCCCCGCUCGUGGUCAGCACCGCGCCGCCGCACCGGCCGGCCCCACGCGCGCCCGACGCCCCGCCCUACGCCCCGCCCACGCCCCGCCCCGCUGGUAAGCCCCGCGCCGCCGCACCGGCCGGCCCCACGCGCGCCCCACGCCCCGCCCUACGCCCCGCCCACGCCCCGCCCCGCUGCCCCGCUCGUGGUCAGCACCGCGCCGCCGCACCGGCCGGACCCACGCGCGCCCGACGCCCCGCCCUACGCCCCGCCCACGCCCCGCCCCGCUGCCCCGCUCGUGGUCAGCACCGCGCCGCCGCACCGGCCGGACCCACGCGCGCCCGACGCCCCGCCCUACGCCCCGCCCACGCCCCGCCCCGCUGGUAAGCACCGCGCCGCCGCACCGGCCGGCCCCACGCGCGCCCCACGCCCCGCCCUACGCCCCGCCCCGCUGGAGGAGCCACCAGAGCCUCCGAGUGCAUCCAGCGACACAUCAGACGAGUCGGUGCGCCUGUCUGGCUCGGGCCGCGACUCGCGCUCCAGCCGCUCGAGCCACUCCAGCGGCAGCGCGACCGAUUCCAGCAGCAGCUCGUCGUCGUCGCAGUAUUCCGACUGGGAGGCGGGCGCAGCGCUGGCCCCGCCCGCGCGUGCUCGUCGCCGUCCGCUGCCUGCCAAGAGAUACAGCCCAAGCGCAGUGGCCGCCAAACGAGCCGAGCGGACCGAAGACCUUCCCACCACCUCCGCCGCGUCCCCCACCACCCCCGCCGAAGACACCGCGCCCCCUCCGGACGAGCUGGGCGACGCCUACCGCGUGGGCGACUGGCUGACGGCCGUGUCGCCGCGCAAGGCGCCCUACCAUCCGCAGAUGGGCGACGAGUGCUUGUACUUCAGGCUGGGCCACCAGCGCUACUUCGAGGCGGUGGCGGAGAAGGACCUGUACAAGGUCAACCCGCGCGACAAGCCCUGGGAGCGCACGCACGUCAAUGACUGUGAGGUGGUGAAAGUGAUCGGCAUCAAGUACGUCAUCAAGCCGCCGCGCGUGGUGUGCCUGCGGCUGGCCUGCUCGCUGGACGCGGCGCGCGCGCGCUCCUUCACCGUCCGCUACCACGACAUGCCCGACGUCAUCGACUUCCUCGUGCUCCGCCAGCAGUACGAGGCCGCCACGGCGCGCCACUGGGGGCCCGGCGACAGGUUCCGAUGCAUGAUCGACGACUCGUGGUGGACGGGCGUGGUGCUGGAGCGGUCUGGCGCGGGCCCCGGUGCGGGCCCCGGUGCGGGCCCCGGCGCGGGCCCCGGUGGGGGCGCGGGCCCCGCGGCGGCGUUCUCGGCGACGGCGGCGCCGCACUUCCUGUCGCUGAAGGUGCGCUGGGACAACGGGGAAGUGGAGAGGUUGUCGCCGUGGGACCUGGAGCCUAUUGAUGUGGAAAGACUGCCAUCAGAGCCAGGUGGCUCCGUAGGCGUGCUCCCGCACGAGCUAGAAGCUGUGUUAUACCGACCUGAACCCCACGAGUGGCCCCCGCGAGGCGACCGCUCCGCCGCCUGCCGCGCCAUCGCGCAACACGUGUCGCAGGUGAUGUCUCUGUCGGUGGCGGAGGCAUUCGUGGCGCCGGUGGAUCUACAGCGAUACCCGGCCUACGCGCGCGUCGUACCCUACCCCAUCGACCUGGCCACCGUGCGGGCCCGAUUUGAUAACCUGUUCUACCGACGCGCGGCGGCCGCUCAGUUCGACGUGCGAUACUUGGCCACCAACGCAGAGCGCUUCAACGAGCCGCACUCGCCCAUAGUACGCCAGGCGCGUCUGGUCACCGACCUACUGCUGCACAUCAUCAGCCACUGGCGCGAGGUGGACGUGCUGAGCAAGUACCGCGAGCUGGCGGCCGCCUACCACUCCUCCGACGACGAGCCGCUCGCACACGCCGUCGCCAACAAGGUAACACACACGUCACACCACUCACCAGGCGGCGUGCUGCGCUCGGUGCUGCGCUCGCUACUGCGCUCGCCCGACGCCGAGCCCUUCAAGCAGCCCGUCUCGCCCGAGGUGGCGCCCGCACCAGGCGGCGUGCUGCGCUCGGUGCUGCGCUCGCUACUGCGCUCGCCCGACGCCGAGCCCUUCAAGCAGCCCGUCUCGCCCGAGGUGGCGCCCGCACCAGGCGGCGUGCUGCGCUCGGUGCUGCGCUCGCUACUGCGCUCGCCCGACGCCGAGCCCUUCAAGCAGCCCGUCUCGCCCGAGGUGGCGCCCGCACCAGGCGGCGUGCUGCGCUCGGUGCUGCGCUCGCUACUGCGCUCGCCCGACGCCGAGCCCUUCAAGCAGCCCGUCUCGCCCGAGGUGGCGCCCGACUACUCGCUGGUGGUGGCGCACCCGAUGGACCUGGGCACGGUGGGCGCGCGGCUGGCGGCGGGCGAGUAUGCUCGCCGAGCACAGUUCGCGCACGACGUUCGCCGCGUAUUCGCCAACAGCCGCCUCUACAACACCAACAAGCGCAGCCGGAUAUACUCGAUGACGGUGCGUCUGUCAGCGUUAUUCGAGACGCUGUGGGCGCGCGCGCCCGCCUCGCCCGCCCGCCCGCGCCGCGCCCGCCCAAGACGCGUCCGCCCACGACGCAACGCAGAGACAUCAGAAGCAAUGAACGGCAGCCUCGACCACGACGAUCACCUUCAACAGCGGGCAUCCGACGACUCGAGUUCCGAAGAGACACUCGCCGCCACCUCGCGCCGCGUUCAUAGAGCGAGGCACCCCGCCCCCGCCUCGUCGGCGCCCGCCCUACAGCCCGCCCAGCCUCGUGGGCGCGCGCGGGACUCGUGGGACAGUGACGCUCCACUACACACGCACACUAAAGGUACAGACACACCGAGCGAGGCACGCGCCCGCCCCCGCCUCGUCGGCGCCCGCCCUACAGCCCGCCCAGCCUCGUGGGCGCGCGCGGGACUCGUGGGACAGUGACGCUCCACUACACACGCACACUAAAGGUACAGACACACCGAGCGAGGCACGCGCCCGCCCCCGCCUCGUCGGCGCCCGCCCUACAGCCCGCCCAGCCUCGUGGGCGCGCGCGGGACUCGUGGGACAGUGACGCUCCACUACACACGCACACUAAAGGUACAGACACACCGAGCGAGGCACGCGCCCGCCCCCGCCUCGUCGGCGCCCGCCCUACAGCCCGCCCAGCCUCGUGGGCGCGCGCGGGACUCGUGGGACAGUGACGCUCCACUACACACGCACACUAAAGGUACAGACACACCGAGCGAGGCACGCGCCCGCCCCCGCCUCGUCGGCGCCCGCCCUACAGCCCGCCCAGCCUCGUGGGCGCGCGCGGGACUCGUGGGACAGUGACGCUCCACUACACACGCACACUAAAGGUACAGACACACCGAGCGAGGCACGCGCCCGCCCCCGCCUCGUCGGCGCCCGCCCUACAGCCCGCCCAGCCUCGUGGGCGCGCGCGGGACUCGUGGGACAGUGACGCUCCACUACACACGCACACUAAAGGUACAGACACACCGAGCGAGGCACGCGCCCGCCCCCGCCUCGUCGGCGCCCGCCCUACAGCCCGCCCAGCCUCGUGGGCGCGCGCGGGACUCGUGGGACAGUGACGCUCCACUACACACGCACACUAAAGGUACAGACACACCGAGCGAGGCACGCGCCCGCCCCCGCCUCGUCGGCGCCCGCCCUACAGCCCGCCCAGCCUCGUGGGCGCGCGCGGGACUCGUGGGACAGUGACGCUCCACUACACACGCACACUAAAGGGAAAGGCAUCGGUAAGAAGAGUAAAAGCAGUAGCAACAACAGCACGGAACCAGUUCCCAGCACCAGCGGCGCUCAACACGUGUACAACGAAACCAACGGCGGUCGCUCCUGGUCGGACGGCUCGGCUCUACUCGAAGCGGCGUCCGACAGCGACGCCUGCGAGGACAUCGAGGUGUUGGAAGAAGAAUUGGAGGAUGACGUGGAGCUGGCUUACGAGGAGCCGCGGCCUCGGAAGCGGCGCCGGCGGCCUGUGUCUGGAUCUGGGAGU
Molecule: messenger RNA, 6958 nt
Organism: Ostrinia nubilalis (European corn borer)
Lineage: Eukaryota; Metazoa; Arthropoda; Insecta; Lepidoptera; Crambidae
Gene: BRWD3
Product: PH-interacting protein-like
Exons: 39
Coding region: 121-5883 (1920 amino acids)
Biological process (GO): regulation of transcription by RNA polymerase II; regulation of cell shape; cytoskeleton organization
Cellular component (GO): nucleus
Molecular function (GO): protein binding
Source: RefSeq, a predicted model, not a curated record